AUGGAAAAUAAACUAAGGAAUGAAACCAAAGAGAAAUAUAAAAAGACCAAAAUAAGGAACCUGGAUAAGAAUUGGCUCUUUGGUAUUGAUACAAGCAGCGUAUCACUCAGUCAGUCUCAUUCCGAGACACAGAAACAGCAUCAGAAUGUCACUGAGAACAUUUUCAUCAGGCAAGAGAGCUCUGAAUCAGAAAAGGAACCGAGAACAGUUCAGCCGCCUCGUAGAACCAAAGUCAGCCUGAAAUACAUUCAGAAGCCCAAGAAACGUGGUGUAUCAUUUUCAAAGAGAAAGAAAGGAGUAAUAAAGAAGUUAGAUGAAUUGAAUGUGUUAACCAGGGCAGAAAUCAUGCUGGUAAUAGCAAAUGAGAGUGGACGAGUAUACACGUAUGCGACAGAUAAGCUAAAAGUGAUACUGAUUAGACAGGAAGACAUGAUCAAGGAGUUGUUGGAUGUAUCAAGUGAGAUAGUGGAAGAAGAGUGA
Enterospora canceri is the source of this 480-nucleotide messenger RNA. The record is from the annotation of a GenBank genome assembly. NCBI's taxonomy places the organism in Eukaryota, Fungi, Microsporidia, Enterocytozoonidae.